Messenger RNA from Castor canadensis (American beaver), 2744 nucleotides. It is a transcript of the gene Gys2, whose product is annotated as glycogen synthase 2. Gene Ontology annotation, biological process: glycogen biosynthetic process. The record is from RefSeq and is a predicted model, not a curated record. Gene Ontology annotation, molecular function: alpha-1,4-glucan glucosyltransferase (UDP-glucose donor) activity. Gene Ontology annotation, cellular component: cytoplasm. Lineage: Eukaryota; Metazoa; Chordata; Mammalia; Rodentia; Castoridae.
UAGGAGGAUUUUACUUUGAUUGCUCUGGGUUCUUUGGGUAGAUAGAAAUUAAACAUUCUCUUCACUGGCUCAGAAAGACAGCAAAAAGAGCCAAGAAUUCUUCCUUCAACUGGUAGUUUUCCUGGAAACUUCAUUCUACAGGUUCAUUCCUACAGACAAGAUACAGAAGUCUGAAACCUAGCAGCCCUAAACUUUGUGCCUAAGUGCACCUCUCCUGGGACUGCAGUUAACUGAAACAGGAAUUCAGAAAGGGACCAAAGGCCUGAAGAAGAAUGCUCCGAGGCCGGUCCUUAUCUGUGACAUCCCUGAGUGGGCUUCCUCAGUGGGAAGCCGAACACCUUCCUGUGGAGGAUUUAUUGCUCUUUGAAGUUUCCUGGGAAGUCACCAACAAAGUUGGUGGCAUAUAUACUGUCAUUCAGACGAAGGCCAAAACAACAGCAGAUGAAUGGGGAGAAAAUUAUUUUUUGAUUGGCCCAUAUUUUGAGCACAACAUGAAGACUCAGGUGGAGCAGUGUGAACCUAUAAAUGAUACUGUCAGAAGAGCGGUGGAGGCAAUGAAUAAGCACGGCUGCCAGGUGCAUUUUGGGAGAUGGCUGAUAGAAGGGAGUCCUUAUGUGGUGCUCUUUGACAUAGGCUCUUCGGCGUGGAAUCUGGACAGGUGGAAGGGAGACUUCUGGGAAGCAUGCAGUGUUGGCAUCCCUCAUCAUGACCGAGAAGCCAGUGACAUGCUCAUAUUUGGGUCUUUGACUGCCUGGUUCUUAAAAGAGGUGACAGACUAUGCAGAUGGCAAACAUGUCAUUGUUCAAUUCCAUGAAUGGCAGGCGGGAACUGGGCUGAUCCUUUCUCGAGCCCGGAAUCUCCCUAUUGCCACAAUAUUCACAACCCACGCCACACUACUUGGGAGGUAUCUCUGUGCAGCAAACACUGACUUCUACAACCAUCUUGACAAGUUUAACAUAGACAAAGAGGCUGGGGAAAGGCAGAUAUACCACCGUUACUGCAUGGAGCGAGCCUCUGUACACUGUGCUCAUGUGUUCACCACCGUUUCUGAAAUAACAGCCAUCGAGGCAGAGCACAUGCUGAAGAGAAAGCCUGAUGUAGUUACUCCGAAUGGCUUGAAUGUGAAGAAGUUUUCAGCUGUACAUGAAUUUCAAAAUCUACACGCCAUGUACAAGGCCAGGAUCCAAGACUUUGUUCGGGGCCAUUUCUACGGUCACCUGGAUUUUGAUCUUGAAAAGACAUUAUUCCUUUUCAUUGCUGGGAGGUAUGAGUUCUCAAAUAAAGGUGCGGACAUCUUCUUAGAGUCCUUAUCCAGGCUAAACUUCCUUCUGAGGAUGCAUAAAAGCAGUGUCACAGUGGUGGUGUUUUUCAUCAUGCCUGCCAAGACAAAUAAUUUCAAUGUGGAAACUUUGAAAGGACAAGCGGUGCGAAAACAGCUCUGGGACACUGUACAUUCUGUGAAGGAAAAGUUUGGAAAGAAACUGUAUGAUGCCUUGUUAAGAGGAGAAAUACCUGACAUGAAUAAUAUUUUGGACCGAGAUGACCUAACAAUUAUGAAAAGAGCCAUCUUUUCAACUCAGCGACAGUCUUUGCCUCCGGUGACCACCCACAAUAUGAUUGAUGACUCAACAGAUCCAAUCCUCAGCACCAUUAGGAGGAUUGGACUUUUCAACAAUCGUGCAGACAGAGUCAAGGUGAUUUUGCACCCAGAGUUCCUAUCCUCCACCAGCCCCUUAUUACCAAUGGAUUAUGAAGAGUUUGUCCGAGGUUGUCAUCUUGGGGUAUUCCCGUCAUACUAUGAACCCUGGGGUUAUACUCCAGCUGAAUGCACGGUGAUGGGCAUCCCCAGCGUGACAACAAACCUGUCCGGCUUUGGUUGCUUCAUGCAGGCGCACGUGGCUGAUCCUACUGCUUAUGGUAUUUACAUUGUUGACAGGAGAUUCUGCUCUCCAGAUGAUUCUUGCAAUCAGCUGACUCAGUUUCUCUAUGGAUUUUGCAAACAGUCACGCCGCCAAAGAAUUAUCCAGAGGAACCGGACUGAGAGGCUCUCAGACCUACUGGACUGGAGAUACCUAGGCAGAUUUUACCAGCAUGCCAGACACCUGACGUUAAGCAGAGCUUUUCCGGAUAAAUUCCAUAUGGAACCCACAUUACCACCGACGACAGAAGGAUUUAAAUAUCCCAGGCCCUCCUCAGUACCACCUUCUCCAUCGGGCUCUCAGGCCUCCAGCCCUCAGAGCAGUGAUGUGGAAGAUGAAAAUGAGGAUGAGCGAUACGAUGAGGAAGAAGAGGCUGAACGGGAUCGGCUAAACAUUAAGUCACCAUUUUCUCCGAGCCACGCUCCUCGGGGGAAAAAAAAACUGCAUGGUGAAUUCAAGAACUGAUUCCACAUUGCGGAGGAGCUAAUGUAGCAAGAACGUGAUAAGAUGAAGAUUAAAUGAAAGACAAUGCCACACGUCCUCUGCUUUCUUAAAUAUGACAACGGAGUUUAUUCCCCGCCUAAAAAGUGGAGAUUAGGUGAAUGGCAAUUGUAUAAUUUAGCAUGAAAUCCAAGCUAUUAUCUCUAAUUCUUCUCGUAAAUUUCAGCAUGAGAAGGGGUGUUAAUAUGGCAAGAUUGUGGGUAUUUUGUAAAAUGGCUAAUUAAAGCAAUAAAGAUUUUCUUUCAUCAGGGUUUAUUUUUAGAUUAUCAUCAUCAUAAGCUUUCUACAGCUAUGAUUACAGGCAUGAGCCACCAGCGCCCAGCA